CGGUUGGGGGGCGCCCCGCGGCUGAGGGGCCGCGCUGGGGCGGGGCGGGGCGGGGCGGCUCCCUGAGGGGAGCGGGGAAGGCGCGGCCGCCCCCGCCGGCUCCGGGCAGCGGCGAUGUUUAACCGGGCCGUCAGCCGGCUCAGCAGGAAGCGCCCGCCGUCAGAGAUAAAUGAUGGCGAGUGUCACCCAAGCAGCAGCCACCAGACCUUGAAAGGAACCUCAAAAUGGGCUACGUCACUGGAGAACCUCCUGGAAGAUCCAGAAGGAGUGAAACGAUUUAGGGAAUUUUUAAAGAAAGAAUUUAGUGAAGAAAACGUUUUGUUCUGGCUAGCAUGUGAAGAAUUUAAGAAAACACAGGGAACAAAACAGAUGCAAGAAAAAGCAAAAGAAAUCUACAUGACUUUCCUGUCCAGUAAAGCUUCCUCCCAAGUCAAUGUUGAAGGGCAGUCCCGGUUGAAUGAGACCAUUUUGGAGACACCUCACCCCCUCAUGUUUCAGAAGCUCCAGGAUCAGAUAUUCAAUCUCAUGAAAUACGACAGCUACAGCCGCUUCUUAAAAUCAGACAUAUUCCUAAACCAUAAGAAGUCUGAGGAGCAAGAGGAGAAUUCACCAGAGGCUCAGACUGCAGCUAAAAGAGCAUCAAGAAUUUACAACACAUGAUACAAUCAAUCUCUCCAGGAGAGGCAAUACAGUAACUAAAUUACACUCAGGAACAGUCUAGGUUUAUAGCAGUUGCAUUUAGGGCUUGAAAAGCUCAAAACCUUUUUUAGGAGAUACUUACCUUCUUAAUUGCUUGAAUGACUAAUUGUUUUUGCAUGAUAGCUAAUAACAAAGCACCCGUGGAAAGACUGUUUCCUAGCUUGAAGGCUGAGGUAUGAAUUGCAUAUUUCACAAGUUAAAAUGCUUUCAGUUUUUGUAUUUUCUUUUGAGAGGCAUCAUCAUGAUGAGAAAUGGGAGAUAGGGUGUUGGGUUUUUUAAUUUUAAUUUGCCUUGUAAUUUUCGUUUGUGACCAGCUUCCACAACCUGGGUUGCUGGGAGAAGCUAUUGAGGAGUAUGUUUCAUGUUACUUUGUGGAUGGGUCAUCGGUACAAACUGAAUCAUGAAGGGACAGCAUCUUUUCAGGGUUAAACUCAAUAGAAUCCAAUCCCUUCCUAUGGAACUUUGUUCUUUCAAGAUAAUUUCUUUUUUGCUUUGCCUUUGUUAUUGUGUCAAAACACUUCUCUAGCCAUGAUUUUCAUUUCUGUAUCUCUUAAAUUUCCCCUAUUUUUUUUUGCAGUAGACAAUCACUUUCUUCAGAGUAUGGAAUAACCUGUAUUCCCUUGGGAACAAAAGCUCUAAGAUGAGAGAAUCUCUGAAGAACAGCCAUUAGGAAACCUGAUGUUAAUAUCUCUCUCUGGGCACGCUGAUUUUGGCAAAGCUUGACUAGGGCUUGUCCUGCCUGUCAGGGUAACAUCAGGGUCAGAUACCGGUAUUGGGAAGCAUCUGGUCUUCCCUGUGUCUCCUGAGGGAUCCUGCUCUGUGUGGCAUGAAUAUUUCGACGAAGAACCAACCAACAAAGUCUUUUGCAUUGCUAAAAUCUUUCUACUAAAAUCAUCCUGCCUAAUUUUGUUUGCCCAAGAGAAGUAUUUCAGGGUUUCCUAAUGGUAACUUUUGAUAGCUGCAGUGGAACGGGAGGUUGAUGUUGUGUUUUAGCCAUUCUCAUGUUAAGCUUGAGAGGAAGGGGGUUUUAUUUCUGCCCAGAGCAAUAAAGAUGAAAUGUCAGGGUGAUAAAGGAAGACGCUCCCAAUGAGCCUCUCAUAUCAUCCUGGGACUACGUCAGAGCUGAAAAGCACAUUUUGGCAUACAAUUUUUCCUGUGUUCAUAUGUUUUUGAAUUCUCUGCAACAUUACUAAAUUACAGUUUAAACUGGGAAGGCAUAUUAGCUACAUGCUCUGUUUACAAGCUUUGCAGCUUCUGCUGUUUCACAUUAUCUCGUUGUUUACUCUUUCAUUUUUUAGAUGGCUUUUCUUGAACUUUUGUUGAUGUGCUGGCUAACCUAAAUGCACAGUUAGCUUUUGGUUGCUUUAUAGUUCCUUUUGUGGAGAAGGCCAGAUAUCUUUUAUACAUUACUGUCACUAUCGAUGUUUAAAACUAGGUCUAGGUUGUCAUUGCAAACUCCCUUGGUAGACUUGAUUAUUUCUUUAACUCUGAGCCACUCUUGCAGGUAAUGUGUAAAGAAAACAGUUUCCAUGGGCUCUUCCCUAGUUAGAUGUAAGAGCAGGAACAGGAGUUCAGAUUCUCCCCACAGAGCUAAAUGGCCUGUUCAUUUUUAGGAAAUCAAAGGGGAGGUCAGUGCCUCAAUAUGCGUGUUUUUAAAAGUAAUUCUUAGGCACUGAGCAUUCUCUAAAGAUCUAAUGGUGAAGUCAUCCUUUCAGUGGUAUUUGACCUCAUGCUUAAGUUGCAUUUCAGUGUUUUACUGGAUAGGAACGAAGUGAGCACGUGUGUGAACCCUUUUGUCAUGAUGGGUCCUAUGAGAUGAGACCAUCCAGUUCUGGAUUUGGCAACUGUUUGUAAUCUCAGAAUUACCUCUUUUGAAACUUCACUGUAAUAACGAACUCGUAACACCUGCCGCAGCAGAGGAUGGAACUUGUGAUACUUCUGAAGUCCUUGGGAGUGGGCAGCUUGAACAUAUUUAGGAGUUGGGAUUUGUCUCUUCCCAGUAAUUGCAGCUGAAGUCUUAGUGAUAGUGAAAAAUCCAGGAUGGGAACCUUCAUGAAAGAAAUGCAGAAUGAGCUCUCACCACAUUCAUCAUAUGGAUGCACAGUAGAUUCAUUUUUAAUCAUAUUGAUUUUAAAAAUGCAUGAGUAAGGGAGCAGAGUCUUUGACUAUCAUGUUUUAAAAUAAUGAUACUAGUAAAAAAUAAAACCAGAAUACUCAUUUGUAGCUGCUUAUAAACAACAUUUUCCUUGGCAUUAUGCUCCUCAUCAGGCACUGUACUAUUUGCUUGUUAAGAGCAAAUGCCCCGUAGGAGUAGACACAAAGGUGCUUUUUACGCUACUGCCAACCAAAAGAUACUCAAAUGGAAACGUGUUUCUUAUCAGCAUCUCAGUGCCUGUGAUGUUUAUUUCAAUACCUGUGAUAUUUCUAAGAUAAUAUAUCUAAAUCCACAACAUCUUAACCUUUGACUUGCUCUUUUGCCUUACCAGUAAAGAACUCGUUGUCCCACUCCCUGUCUCAUUUGUGGUGUUUGGUUUUGGUUUGUUUUUUAGAAGAAAACCAACAACUAGACUUGUAAGGUGCAGAAAUAAAAGGUUUUUUUCCUAUCCAUUAGAUUAUCUGUAUUUUCCAGUCAAAGAGCAAAGUAAAACCAUGCAAGCAGAGGUUUGUCAUUGCAGCAUGUAUGUAUGUGGAGAGGGUUAUUUUGCUUCUGUUGAUGUUAUCACUGAUCAAACUUAGUUUGUGAAAUAUAUGACAUUUUUCUAUGUGGCAUAGAACAAAUGUGCACAGACAGAAGAACUGAAUUUCCCUGUAAGUAAAUCCUGCAUCCCAGGAACAACUGCAAACAUUGCAUUGAACCUCAGGCUUUCAGUGGGUACGUGGAGCUGCUUUGCAUAGACGUUAAGAUGGGAUCUGCUCCUUUUUGUAGAAAUUAGGCUGAAGGUGUGAGCACAAAAGGCAAGCAAGAGAAGUUUGAUGCCUGAUUGCCUGCCUUAAACUCUGUCCUGUUGUGUGUUUCUCAGCUGAAAAUUAAAAUAUUCUGCAAAUACACCCAA
Molecule: messenger RNA, 3752 nt
Organism: Columba livia (rock pigeon)
Lineage: Eukaryota; Metazoa; Chordata; Aves; Columbiformes; Columbidae
Gene: RGS10
Product: regulator of G protein signaling 10
Exons: 5
Coding region: 115-660 (181 amino acids)
Biological process (GO): regulation of G protein-coupled receptor signaling pathway
Cellular component (GO): nucleus; plasma membrane; cytoplasm
Molecular function (GO): GTPase activator activity; G-protein alpha-subunit binding
Source: RefSeq, a predicted model, not a curated record